Ustilago hordei is the source of this 384-nucleotide messenger RNA. RefSeq lists its product as uncharacterized. NCBI's taxonomy places the organism in Eukaryota, Fungi, Basidiomycota, Ustilaginomycetes, Ustilaginales, Ustilaginaceae. Bases 1 to 384 code for a protein of 127 amino acids. The record is from RefSeq and is a predicted model, not a curated record. The transcript has a single exon.
AUGGAUCUCGGUCCAACUACAGGAUCUUCGACUGCGUCGCCCAUUUUAGCAUCGGACGACUUCACAGAGUCAGCAGCAUGGACGGUCGAGACUGAGAUCUCAGCCAACGAUGUGGUCGAGAAGGAAAAGCUUGUUCGGUAUGUAUCGAGCGAGAGACCGAGCUUCAGAGCUUUUGCGCAGCCGACUGAGAAUCUCAACUCUACUCCAAUUGAUUGCCUUGUGUUAUGCAGCGAGAUCAUGGCGAUGCAGGAUGGACUGCGAGCACUCAUCAGCCGCGUCAACGCUGUCAAGGAGGACUGUAAGAAAGCAGAAGCAGACAACGAGAUGCUCCAGACGUAUAUCGACUCGGUCACCAAGAGUCUAGCAGCCAAAGAGAGAGGCUAG